This is a messenger RNA of Leptidea sinapis, 3427 nucleotides long. RefSeq names its product cilia- and flagella-associated protein 52. NCBI's taxonomy places the organism in Eukaryota, Metazoa, Arthropoda, Insecta, Lepidoptera, Pieridae. Gene Ontology annotation, biological process: cilium assembly. The record is from RefSeq and is a predicted model, not a curated record. Gene Ontology annotation, molecular function: protein binding. The transcript has 16 exons. Bases 915 to 3344 code for a protein of 809 amino acids.
GCAGAGGCCUGCAACAAGCAACCCAUAAUCAAAAUACCUAAGUAUUUGUAUACUUUAAGACUUCUUUUAGUCAUUUUUGUAAUUGAAUCAAGUUUUGGUAUUAAGAAUGUAAAUGUAAAACUAUGUACCAUACCUAUACUAUUACCUUAAUAUGUAACAUACCAUACCCCAUUGUAGAUAAUUUUCAACAUAACCGAAUUUGAGAAAAUUAAAAUAUUAGGAAAAUUAGGUACCCUGUACUUAAAUUUAUCACAAGACAUCAGACUCCAUAGAACACAAUGGUCAACAAUUCAAAUAGGUUUUAUUUUACGACCAAGACCUUUAACUCAAGUCUUAUACAUAAUAUUAGUUAAUUUCUAUGCACCCGGCGAAUAUAUUUAUUCAUGUACCUCUCUCGAGAGAGUAGUUAUUUUUAUGUGUAGCUAUAGUUGUUAUUGACAGUACGGAAAACAAAGUUUGACAGAUAUGUAUUUUUAUUAAAGGAACCAGGAUCCUUUCCUGAAGUCUUACUAUAGUACAUGAAGAAAGAUUAGUUGUGGCAAGCCAAGUGAAAGAGAACUGAAAGACUAUUUUUGCUGUUGUUUAUUGUAUGUGGCCGAAGAAGACAUGGAAAUUCGUUUAGGUGAAGAUACAUGAAUGAUUAUCCACAUCAUAUCGUCCUGAACACACAGAGCAAUUCAGUGGUGCAAUUAAUUGCACUGUAGUUUAUAUUUUUCGUAAAUAGUAGCAUCAUAAGCUAUUGAUUGGUAUUUAAAAUAAGUAUAGAUGUAUACUUAGAAUAUUAGCUUUAAUAUUGUAAGGAUGUUAGUUUAUAUUUACGGAUGUUAUGACUGUCCUACAAGGAAACACCCUUGAGAAAUAAUAGAUAUUAUCUGUGGUAUGCAAUGACAUAUAUAUAGAAUGUCAUUGGUGGAAUGGAAUUUUUGGUUGCUAAGCAACAAACUUAUGUCGACAUCUCAAAACAUUUUGCUAAACCUUCAUUUAAACAUAAAUAUAGUUUAAUUUUAAUAUUUACAAUGACGGAUGGAAAGAAUUUAGAAGCUUAUGCUAUUAUUGGGUUCGAUGGGUCAGCUAUCAAGGGGCUUAAGAUUCACCCAGAAGGGGAGCACAUCGUCUACCCAAUGGGUAAUAAGGUUUGCAUUCAGGAAUGGAAGACGAAGAAGAUGCAGUUUCUUAGUGGUCAUACCAACAGCGUCUCUACUGUUGCAAUAUCCCCCAAAGGAACUUACAUUGGUUCUGGUCAGAUAAACCAUAUUGGUUUCAAGGCGUCUGCAAAAGUUUGGGACUUUAAACGCAAAGCUAUGAUCGGAACCCAUGAGUUGCACAAGGUCCGGGUGGAAGCUUUGGCGUUCUCGUCGGACGAGCGGUACAUGAUAUCGCUGGGUGGUCGUGACGACGGCUGCGUUGUACUGUGGGACUGUGUCAGCGGCGCCGCGACCGGCACAGCAGCAGCUUCCCGCCUGACCACCGGAGACGGUGUCACUUUGACCACGCUAACACUUAGACCGACCUCAUUUGUUACGGGUGGAGAUUCCAAUCUUCGAGUGUGGAACAUUCGUGCGGCAAGCAAGAACUUGGAUGUUGUCGACGUAUCGCUGGGUAAGCUGAGAAGAACCGUGCGAUGUAUAGCUAUCAGCAUGGACGAUACCUUCGGAAUGGCUGGCACUAGUUCUGGAGAUAUGAUAAAGUUUUCCAUCAACUAUCCGUCGGAUCCUAACGAGGAUGUCGCCAAAUACAAACCCUCUCUAAUCGGGUGUCUGGCCAAGUGCGGGCCGUGGAAGAAAGGGAAGCGGCCGGAGUCUAUUUGUUAUAGCCAAGGUAUAGAAUCAAUCAUAAUAAUGAGCGAUGGUUGCAUUGUCGUGGGUGCUGGCGACGGCAGUAUAGAUGUUCUAGACGAGAUCAACUGGAAGGGAGAAUUCCCCAAAGGGAAAGUUUUGGACCCCAACAAACCAUUCUAUAGAGCAUUGAAAUCAACAAAGCUGAAUGGCUGUAUUACUUCUCUGGAGCUCUUGGAGUCACCUAAGAUGAGAGGCGACAAGCGCUUGUUGAUCGCGGGCACGAGAACCAGCGAGAUAUAUGCUAUUAACAUCGUCACCUUCGAGCCACUUCUUCUGGUCACGUGCCACCGCUGUGCCAUCAAUAAUAUCGCGUUUCCACGGGGCAUGUCGGGUGUGUUCGCUACUGCGGGCGCCGGCGACGUCCGUGUCUGGUGCGUGAAGACAGCGCAGGAACUGCUGAGAAUCGUGGUGCCCAACUUCACCUGCUCUUCCGUUCUCUUCUCCAGCGACGGCAAGUCUAUCGUCACAGGAUGGAACGACGGCAACAUUCGUGCCUUCACGCCACUGACCGGCAGACUCAUCUACUGCAUCUACAACACUCACAAUAAGGGCACUUCUGCGCUGGACAUGACACACGACGGACGCACUCUCAUCUCAGGUGGCUGCGAGGGGCAGGUAAGACUGUGGGAUAUAAAACCAGAGUGUCAGAGCCUGAAGAAAGUUCUCAAGGAGCACAAGAGUCCUGUGUCCGCCAUACAGGUGUCGCCCAACGACUUGGAGGCGGUCAGCGCGGGCACUGAUGGAUCAGCCAUUAUCUGGGAUCUUGUUUCCCUCUCACGUCGGCAAGUAAUGUACGCCAACACUCUAUUCAUGUGCAUCUGCUACGAGCCGCUGGGGUGUCAACUGUUAACAGGAGGCACCGAUCGAAGGGUCGCCUACUGGGAAACUGGAAGUGGCAACUUGGCUAGAGAGUUGGAAGCAAGUAAGAGCGGAGCAAUCAAUGGUUUACACAUCACACAGAAUGGGGAGCUGUUCGUCACAGGAGGCAAUGACCAAAUGGUCAAGUUAUGGAAGUACGAGGAGGGCUACUACACGCACACGGGGCUGGGGCAUGCGGGCGCUGUCACGUGCUGCCGGUUCAGCCCCGACUCCCGGUACAUCGUCAGCUCAUGCGCGGCUGGAAGCAUCAUUAUAUGGAAGAUGCCUGAGCAAUACAUUCCGAAGGACCAGCCACCGUCUGGCAGAAAUAGUGUUAGAGAUACUCCUAAGACAUUACGAGAAGAAUUGAGACUGCCUCUAGAAGAAAGGCCCGGUCAAAGGGCAGCUGGAGAUCGACAGCCUAGAUUACCGGCGGCGCCAAAUAAGGUGGAGAAAAUAGAAGCGAUGGAUACGACACGAAGCAGCGUGCACUCGUGCUGUCCGUGUGAGAAGGACAACACAGCCAGGUCGAAGCAAACCAGGACAAGUACCGACAAGUCGAGCACGAAAUGCUGUAGACCUCCUGACAAUUUGCCAACUCGCACUACAAGCAAACAGUUUGUCCACGGCGGUGGUGAUAAGAAAUGACAAGGAGCGAAAUAAGACUAGGAUUUUUGUACUUUGAAUGUCUUUUUUAUUACUUAAUAUAAUUUUUACAACAUUGAUUUUUA